CAAUUAAGCUUUAUAAAAUACUAACCAGAUACUAUCUUGCCCUGAGUCCUUAAUUAUAAUAAUUUCUGGUUAAUUAGUACCUCCUAUGGCCAAUCACACCUCAUCUGACUCUACAGCUGGUAAUACAGAGACUGACACAGCCCCUGGCUCCAGGCAAGCAGCUUAUUGACACAUGUAUUGGGUCACCUAAUGGCCUGCCAAAUCAAUAAAUGGCUGACAAAUUGCCAGAUAUUUGUUGAUCAUAUUUAAAACUUCAGUCUUGUGCGUUCUUGCCCGGUGGGUCUUCGUAGCUUUGCAGAACAUUGGCCAAACAAGUAGAUCUCACGGCUAAGAGGUUUUACCUCAUAAUGUACAUAUUAAAGGUGAUGUAAAAUACAAUUUUGGCCAAUGAAAAAACAUUUUUAAGCAACUUCCCAAUACAAAUUCAUUACAAAUGUUCAAUGGUUUUCAAGUUAUUUGUAAAUGGAAUUGCUAUAGAAAGGCAAUGUGUCUGUCCUUUUUCCGCCUGUUGGUUCUGUCUCGGUGUAGCAGAAGUCAGCCUUGCAGUGUCUCUUUUGGCAGGUCUGUUAAUCAGUUGGCUUCUAAAAGUCAGAAUCACCAGGGUAGAAAUAGAGAGGGGCAGACCGAUUUAUUUUUGGUUUACAUUCCUUUUAAUGUUUAACCUGUCAAUGACACUUUAAAGUGUUCUAUUUAUAUGUUCCCCAUAUUUUAUAACACUUUAUUUGGUCCCCUAAAAAAUGUAUUGGCAUAUAGUGUGGUUUCCCUAGAGGGAUACUGGUCUCCCAUAUUAUCUUUUUUUUCCUUAGUUACACAUGAUGUUAAAGGAGAUGAAGGGCCGAGCAGUGAUCAUUGCCAUAUCAGAAUUCCACAACAGACAGGGAGAAAGUCUAGACAAGCGCAAGGGGGUGAAGCGUGAUGCAAACCGACUCUUUAAGGUCCUUACUCAUCUGGAUUAUAAAGUCUCCCUACAUAUGGAUGUCAGUGCCAAGGAGAUAAAGGAUAUCUACCAGAAAGAGAGCAAGAUGCCACAAGGGGGGUGCUUUAUAAGCAUUCUGUCCAGCCAUGGUGAUGAGGGGCUUAUUUAUGAUUUCUACGGGGAACCAGUUUUACUAAGAGAUCUGUACAACAUAUUGGCACCACACAACAGUCCUUUGCUUGCUGGAGUCCCCAAGCUUUUCUUUGUACAGGUAAGAGCAGCCAUUGGAGACUGCACUGUGCAUAAUAUAUAGCAGGGGGGGUCACAGUGCUAUAAUGGCCUAUAUUGACCUUGUUGCAGGCUUGCCGUGGGGUACAGUUUGACGAAGGGGUGUUUCUGGAGA
Messenger RNA from Xenopus laevis (African clawed frog), 1319 nucleotides. Its product is annotated as caspase-7-like. The transcript is spliced from 2 exons. The record is from RefSeq and is a predicted model, not a curated record. Bases 813 to 1229 code for a protein of 138 amino acids. NCBI's taxonomy places the organism in Eukaryota, Metazoa, Chordata, Amphibia, Anura, Pipidae.